Molecule: messenger RNA, 2737 nt
Organism: Papaver somniferum (opium poppy)
Lineage: Eukaryota; Viridiplantae; Streptophyta; Magnoliopsida; Ranunculales; Papaveraceae
Product: condensin-2 complex subunit H2-like
Exons: 11
Coding region: 299-2404 (701 amino acids)
Biological process (GO): meiotic chromosome condensation; mitotic sister chromatid separation
Cellular component (GO): condensin complex; nucleus
Molecular function (GO): chromatin binding
Source: RefSeq, a predicted model, not a curated record
UCAAAGACCCUAAUUCUCUCUCCUCUACUCUCUCUCUCUUCUAGAAAAAAACACAGAAGUGCAGAACUCAAAAUCCAACCAAAGGAGUUUCCUUUCUAUCUACUGACCAUCAAUUCAUCUCCCCCGCUACUUCCUUAUACUGAUUUCUCACAACCCCUUUUCUAGGGUUUCUCAAAAACAUCCAAUUUAGGUUCUUCCAAUUUCCUCAAAUUUGGGCCUUUUUUUUUGAAAUUAGGGGUUUUUGAGAUGGGAAUGAGAUGAAAUCAAGGCAUGGGUUUUUCUAUUCAUACAACAAAAAAUGAACUUUGACAAAGAAGACGGGAGUGGUAGUAGUUCGAGAUUUCAUAUUGUACAUCCGCUUCGUGACCCACAGUCAAAUUGGUCAGUUGAUCUUGCUAAAAAUCUCGAAGAUUAUCUCUUGAAGAUAUGUUCUGGUGAACCUAUUAACCACGAAGAAGAUGCCCACUUAUCUGUUAAUUUCGCUGAAGCUGCUUUGUUACUUCAAGGUUCAAUUCAAGUGUAUAGUCGAAAAGUUGAGUAUCUUUAUACAUUAGUUUUACAUGCUUUGGACUUCAUUUCUCAAAAAAGUCAAGAGGAACAACCAGCGGAAGCGUCGGUACAGCGUACUGAAGGAAGACGUGAUAACCAAGCAGAUGUUGAUGAAAGCAAUGAACUAUUUUUGGGAUUAGAUGAUGUUCCGGUGGAAGCUAACAAUUCUUUGGAUGGUGCGCCGGGGAAAGAUGAUAACUUAAAUCAGUUUGUGAAGCCACCGUCGAAUUUGGUUGUACUAGAAGGGGAUUGUUUUGAUCCUACUGGCGAAACUGGGGAACUGGAAACAUAUCUGUUAUCCACAUGUGAUCUCUAUGAGGAUUUUAUUCUGUUAGAUCCUUGUGAUGCGGUAGAAAUUCAGAAAUUCAUAAAGCGUAGCAGAGCUGCUGUAAAUCAUAGAGCUAGCUCAAUUAGGUCCAAGGGUCGCAAAACUUUUGGUCAAACUCCGUCUAGAACUGGGGGAACUGGCUGCCGUAAAUCAACUCAAAAACAAAAUGUCAAUCCUGAAAAGUCUCCUAUGAUCGGUUGCAACCAUGAGAAUAGUUUUUCUCAGGAUCCUCCUGACUGUAGUUUUCCUAAAAAUGACUCACAUGGAGAUGAUAACAAUGACUACCAUGGAGAUGAUAACAAUAAUGGUGGUUAUUCAUUACAUGGGAGUAUGUCAGAAGAUGAUACCGAUGAGGAUGAUCCGUGGAAACCUUUGAAUCCUCAUGAACCAGGGACUUUGAAAGUAAAACCGUUUAAAAAAGGAAAUAUUCCUAAAAGGAGGAAGCCGAAUCCCAGUAAACGCAUUUCUAUUACUAUGCAAUUUCCUAUUGCAAAAUUGACUGGUAUUGUAAGCCCAGAAUUUGCAGAAAUGUGGGAGGCACAGAACCGUGCCUGUGAAAUUAUCCGGGAAUCCACAACGCUUCCACUUUUUGAACAGCUUCGACAGUCACUUACUAUCGGAGGAAGUGAACCGUCCAAUCCUUUUGGGAGUGCUGAAGCUGACAAAGGUAAUGAAUCCGAGCAUGACAUCCCAGAUUUUGACCAAGAUGACUUUGACAUGCCUGAAAAUACUUUCAUGGAUGUGGAAGAACUCUUAAACGCAAAUAAGAUUCAUUUACAGGAUGACGAGCAGAUCGUUCACUUUGAAAGUACUGAUUUUGGACGUGUAGAACCAGAACUGGAAGAUUUUGAAGAUCUUUGCCGUUCGCAUCUGGAUGACCUCCUUGCGAGCAUAGCUGAAACUGAGAAGCAAACGGAGUUGGCAACCCGGGUUUCAACAUGGAAACAAAGAAUCGAGCAAACCUUGGAAGAUCAGGAUUUACGCCCACCUUUUGAUAUUCAUGAAUAUGGUGAAAGGGUUUUGAACAAAUUGUCGCUCGAGGCAGAUAGUGCAAGUGGUAGUGGAAUACCCUUUACGGAUGUUGUUAAGGGAAACGAAAAGCAUGAUGUUGCGAGGACUUUCUCUGCGCUACUGCAGCUGGUGAAUAAUGGAAACGUUGACCUGAUUAAAUCUGAAUCUAGUGGUGGUCAAUCAUUUUGUUACACUGCUACAAAUCCUUUUUCUGUCCGACUCCUUACUGAUGCCAGGAGAAAGGAAGUGCAACUUCGGUCCUCGAAAAAGAGACCAAAUUCUCCUAUCAAGAAACCAGGCAAUCAAGCUGAUAAGGAGAAGGGUGGUGGCGGUGGAGAAAAAAUUCAGAAAGUAGGUUCUUCCUCUAUGGGAAUCGCCUCAUCGUCAAAGUCAUCACAAUCGAAUGGAAAGUUCUCUGUUAAGGUUGGAAAGAUAAGUGCAGUGAGGUGUACCCCGGAGGGGAAGAAAAGACGAAAGUCUCGACUGAUUGAGCCUGUAGAUUUGCAAUCUGCAUGAUGAGAUACUGGUUAUUUUUUGAUAACCAGUUAGGCAUUGUAUGGUAUUAGAGAUUGUAGUGAUUUGCCCUAGCUAACCUACUGAAACCCGAGGUUUUCUAACACCAGUGGAUUGGGCGCAUGUAUCUGUAGGUAUCUGAUUGUGAGUGUGACUUAGGAUUAGUUGGAUAUACAAAUUGUACUGUAUGCUUGUAAUGUCAUGUUCUAAUUUAGUUCUCAAUUGUCCUUGUUUCUGUGUCUCUGUUCCUGAUUUUUUUUUUAGAUGUGUUGGUUGGCUUGCUUGUAUCGAGCACAUUAAUCAUUGAAAAGAAGAAGAAAAGAAACAAUGACUGCA